Messenger RNA from Phyllotreta striolata, 6961 nucleotides. NCBI's taxonomy places the organism in Eukaryota, Metazoa, Arthropoda, Insecta, Coleoptera, Chrysomelidae. The record is from the annotation of a GenBank genome assembly.
CGGCGUCGGGGAGCGGCGCAGGCUCCGUGGCGCGUUUCUCCCUCGUGGCCGUAACUCGCCGCCAAGCCUCGACAGUCGCCGCCGUUCACGACCUCACGUCCAACCGUCUGGCAUGAGCCGCCACCGGCAACCGCCACACAGUUAAAAACCCCAUCUGGUCGGGACACGCGAUACCGAUUUUUUUUAAAGAUAAUUUUCCUCGGACUCUGUUGAUGGACCGUUUGUUAUCGGUGCUUCGAGUGCUGAAUUGUUACGUAUAAAAUAUAAAAUCCCGCAGGAUUCGAAGCGCCUCCCGGUGCUAUUUUUUUUUCUCGUAUAUACAUUUCGGCACAUGUUACUGUAGCUAGUGCGAAUGAUAAUGUUUCUGGAUUAUCGUUGAGUUGUGGAAGAUACUUGAAAACCGAUGUUGUAGUUGAAGAGUCACGCCACUAGUCUUAGUUAUAACGGGCUGUACGCACCGGUCCGAGCUUGUUUUUAUUUUCGCUUUUUACCAUACUCACCCUCUGACAACAGGUGAGGUUCUGACUAGUGGCCAACGGUUUUCUUCCUGGACAAUUUUUAAUCAUUUAGAUGAGUUGCGCAUUCCUGACGUACUUCAGCCCUGAGAGCGCCCUCAACGCCCAGAACGCUCUGCAUGAGAAGCACACGUUGCCAGGGAUGAACCGCCCCAUCCAAGUGAAGCCAGCGGACAGUGAAAACCGCGGAGAUCGAAAGCUGUUCGUGGGUAUGCUCAGUAAGCAACAAACUGAAGAAGAUGUUCGACAAUUAUUCGCGCCUUUCGGUUCAAUAGAAGAGUGCACGAUACUGAGAGGGCCUGACGGUGGCAGUAAAGGUUGUGCUUUCGUGAAAUACAGCUCACAUCAGGAAGCACAGGCGGCCAUUAAUAGCUUACACGGCAGUCAAACUAUGCCGGGAGCUUCUUCGAGUUUAGUAGUAAAGUUCGCCGAUACGGAAAAAGAGCGUCAACUUAGACGUAUGCAGCAGAUGGCCGGAAACAUGAGUCUUCUCAACCCUUUCGUGUUCAACCAGUUUGGGGCUUAUGGAGCCUACGCACAGCAACAAGCCGCUAUUAUGGCGGCGGCAACGGCGCAGGGAACGUACAUAAAUCCAAUGGCCGCGAUAGCAACGCAGUUACCUCACGCUGCUAUCAAUGGGAUGGCGAACUCGGCAUUACCGCCAAACUCAGAUCGGGACGUCGAGAACUACCCCUCGUAUAAAAUACAUGACGGUCAUGACGGACCUAUUCAUUUUGUAGAUGUACCUGUUGGAGCAGGUAACGGUCAACCUGUCAACGGCACAAUACCAAGUUUACCUUCCCCCACAAUGCCAACGUUUAAUAUGGCAGCGCAAACUCCUAAUGGACAACCUGGCGGACAGGAGCCAGUCUAUACGAACGGAAUCCCUCCUCAAAGUUAUCAAGCACAUGCGCUACAUCUGUCCAUACCUGCACAAGGCUUGCCGAACGGCGAGGCAGCGAUACAACAUCCUGCAUAUCCUGGCAUGCAGCCCGCGUACCCCGGAGUAGCUUAUCCCGCGGUAUAUGGUCAAUUCCCACAGGCUAUUCCACAACCCAUGUCGGCAGUAGCUCCAGCACAAAGAGAAGAUUUUCAAUCGCUAGGUUGCUCAAUAUCAGGUCCCGAAGGAUGCAACCUCUUCAUAUACCACCUUCCGCAAGAGUUCGGAGACGCGGAGCUAAUGCAAAUGUUUCUGCCCUUCGGGAACGUCAUCAGUUCGAAAGUAUUCAUAGAUCGCGCCACGAACCAGAGCAAAUGCUUCGGUUUCGUGUCCUUCGACAACCCGGCUAGUGCUCAGGCGGCCAUUCAGGCAAUGAACGGCUUCCAGAUAGGCAUGAAGCGACUUAAAGUGCAACUGAAAAGGCCCAAAGACGCCAGCAGGCCGUACUAACCUUUGUAUUUAGAUUUGAAAGCGCCCGAAUUGCGGGUGUUAAUUCGCCACUAGUAUACACUAUAUAUAUUAUACAUAACACUAGUUUAAAAAAAAAAACUUAAAAAACACACCUGGCAAAACUCCGAGCACGUCUGUUGCAAAAGUAAAUUCGACUGAUUAGAUCGACUAUCUAAUUUAUGGAGCGAGUUUUCAACGGAAAAUUAGUACUUGAUUAUAAUCGAAAAUCGAAUAUGCGAUCCGGUAAAUUGUUGAAGUUGAAUCGAUUUCUCUUUGUGUUGAAUAGCAACUGUAAUAAUUCCGAUUUUUCGUUGGCAAUUCAUCCGUCUAACCGAAUUUUCUAGAUUAAGUCGAGGCGAUUAGUUUUGCAAAAGAAAGUUUGUUUGAGUGAACGCGCCGCCACGCCGGUUCUCUCUCUUCGAGAAAUUCCAAAUGGGCUGUGAUUAAAUAACAAAUCAGUGUUUGAUUGUACAGGCCGUUUUGUAUUCUCGUUUUUUUAAUGUAAAAAAAAUAUUUUAUUUUGAGACUAUUUCUGCGCUCCUCGUAAUUGUAUAGAUGUGUGUGUCUAACUGUUAUUGGAUAAGGAUAAUAAAAAAAUAAAAAAAAUUUAAGUGGCUGGCGGUGCUGUCGCCGAUUCAGAUGCCAAAUUUAGCCCGGGUGUGUUUUCUGUGAUGCAAACACUAGUCACAGCGCUCGGAGGACUUACAUAAUAGGGAGAAACUUCUCGUAAAAUCCGUUUCGAAUGCUCACCAAGCCGAUGGAAUUUACAAAUAACGCGUAAAAUAAAAUGUUAUUGAUUGCUCAGUUUCGUAAAUGAAGAGGUUUUUAAACAUUAUAUACAUUAUUAAAACUUUAUACAGGGCGAAAAUGUGUUAUUGACCAUGUAUAAUAUACAUGUGGUCGUUAAUUCAAGAUCGCCCUAUGUGUAAAAAUAAUUUUUGCUUGUUAAAUUUGUGAUUUUUAAUGCGGGAAUAACUAGAAAAUGUCAUUUAUUCGUAAAACAUGCAGAGAGCAUAUCAAAUGUAAAUUUAAAUCCGAUAAAAAUUUAAUUGGCAAUUAGUGACGAGUUCGAAACGGUGUUUAUGAGCAGCGAGUCAAGGCUCCAAUAUUUUUUGAAAUUGUUUAAAGAGCCAAUGACAUAAUAUUUAUAUAUAUUUAUUUAAUAAUACCUAUACAAAAAAAUAUAGUAUAAUAUUUCUACUAAACUUUAAGUGACAUAAUCUUUAAAAAGUACCAACUAUAUAUUAAAUAUGUAAAUUAAUAGCGGUAGCGUUAUAGGAUAGGCCAAAAGUAAAAAAAAAUACAAAGAGACACGCGCAAAAGAGUGGUCGAAAAUACCAAAGGUAAAAUAGAUAGAGCCAUCAGUAGACGAAUUAAGCGAUCUCAAGCCCGCUUCUUGCUCGACCGCGGAGCGUCGCGGACGUGACGGGGGUGCAGGCGAAUUGCAUAGGCUUAUUUCUUCUGCCACAUUAUCGAUUUUAGAACGAUAUGUUCGCGAAUUAUGAAUUUUAUCAAAUGUAAGUAAGGUUAAUUAUAUCAAAACAAGUGCGUUUUCGCCACAAAAAAAAUAAUAAAACAUAGUUGUUGAGGAGUUAGUUUAUGCUUUGCGGACGAACCAGUCCCAGGCCGGGAUGAGGGAGGUGGAAAUUGCAUCACUCGGCUGGGCCACUCUAGUCAAAUUAUCAAGCCAUCGGCUAAAAUUAGUUAAUAUUAGGAUUAAUUUAGACUCUUUCGAUGAAUACUUUGAUUACUAGCGUUGAAUUUACAUUUUUACUAAUCGUUAACAUGUAAAAUAAUAAACGAAAAAUUGUUUGAAAAUUCGAAAAGGCUCAUUUAAUACUUAGUAAACAAGUAUGCUAAGAAAUAUAAAUAAAAAUGAAUGGGACCAGAUAACAAAAUAAUAGAUAUUAAAGAAUCUAUCUAAAUACAACAACAUUCUAAUCAAAGAAAUUAACUGGGGAUUUGUUCUAAAAAUUUAUCGCCAAUAGUGCGACAUUUUAAACAUGAACAUUAAAAUAUGAACAAAAUUGGCUGGAUUAAUUUUCAUUAUAAAAUCAUCUUCAUCAUAGUCAUAGUCAAGUUCUCAUUUUACUUUAACAUAUUCCUGCGAUAGUUUUAUUUCAAUGUAUUCGAUUGAGAUAUCUCAAAACUUCAUAAUCUUCUCAACUAACUAAAGCAGUAGAAGAUUUCUGUUAUCUUUCCUAUUAAAUUUUUCUUAAAUCGAAAGAAAUUCGAGUUAAAAUCGGUACGAUUUGACGCUAGUAUUCAAAGCCAUCACGUAACUUUAAGAUAUACAUAUAUUUAGUGAACAUAUAAUAAUAUUUAUUGCAUCUAAUGUAUUUAGAUAUACAUUUUUUUUAAUAUUUUUUACCCCUUUUUUUAUUUCGAUUUUUUCGGCUGAGAUAAUAUCGUGCAAUAUAAAUAGAACGACUGAUACAUUCGUUAAAAACUGUUCUUGAGUUAUUAUUUGUAACGUCGGAUUAACUUGUUCGAGUCAAUAGUUUGUUAAAGGUUUUUUUUAUUGAAGAAGAAAAUUAGUUCUAAUGCGAGAGAAAAUUCAUGAAAUGAUUACAAGUCACGGGCAAGGUAGUAUUUUGUUUGGAUUUCGAUUUGGAACCUCAAAAUUUAGCAAAAACAUUGAUAAUUGAGCCUCAGGGUGAUCGUAAAAUUGUUUAGCAAUUACUUGGAGUAAUAUAAACUAUUUGUAGCAUAAAAUAAUAGGUUUUACUAUUAGCUUGGCCUUUAUUUCGUAAAUAAUUGCUGAGCUUUUAACUAUGAAUGAAGUAUAGUAACAAAAUUUACAAGAUAAUUAAAUUUUUCCAGGAAUUCGAUGGAUUAUGAAACGAACAGUUUUCAAUAAAAUUUACCACUUUUGACAGAAUUUACCUAUUUUUGACUAAAAUUUUCAAAUUUUGAUAAAACAUGUCGAGUGUUCCGCAAAUUGGCGUGCUUUUAAUCCACCAAUUUUGAAUAUGACAAAAUUGGUGAUAAAAUAUUUUAGAAAACUUGAAGAAUUUACAAAUUCGAGGGUUAUAGGAAACAAGUGAGCAACUUUGCCUUAAAAAAAUAGUCUUAUUAUUAAAUUACUUCAAUUAAUCAAUGAAUAAACCUAACGUUAAAUGAACAAUCUCUCUGAUAAGACUGAAAUUAAGCCAAAAACUAACUAAAAAUAAUAAACAGUUAAGAAAUAACGGCCAAAAAUUUUUUUCCUUUCGAUACAACCAAAACUAACUACCAAACAAAGUACUACCUUGGACAUUUAUUUAGCGUUUUCGGACGAGUAAUGUAAUUGUAAGUAUUAAUAUUGAUAUGUGCCGCUAUAUAUUUUUUUUAGUAGUAGUGCAUUCCACGCUUGCUAAAUGACAUUCCUUGGGCGCUGGAAGUAAAAACACAAAAAGUGUAUUUUUCGAAUGCUAACCAGAGCGGAAGGGAGAGUGACAGCUCCCGACCCGGAUUAUUAGGAAAUCACCCGGACUACUAAAGGAUUAUUUUUUAUUUUAAAUUAAUUAAUCAAAUAUUGAUUCACUCAAACAAUAGGGCAACAAUAACAUGAACGACAUUAAUUAAUUAAGCGACAAUAUCUCAUUAACUUGAAACAAUAGUUUUAAUCCUUUAGUAGGUUCCAUUUGAUGGUCUUAACAUGGCAAAAAAAUGUGGUCUCCCCAAUCAAAAAGAAAUAAAGUAUAUAUAAAGUAUAUAUAGAAAAAAAAAGAAAGUAAUGUCUAAAUGCAGCGACGUGAUUCAAGGAUACAGGGUAUGUUUUGCAAUUAUUUGUGUAACUGUUUCUUCAACGUAUGGGAGCGGUACAAAUUUUUCGCGACCGCAACCACAAAGACGAGGCGUUUUCUCGUCGUUAAGGGACUUUAGAAUCAUUAUUACGAACAUUAAAUAAUGUAUAUAAAAAUCUAUAUUGUAACUAACGGUGACGAAAAUUUAAAUAAAAAAAAUCGUCGAUAUAUAUAUUUUAAAUUAGUAUUUUUAAAAUUUUCUCACUGUAGCUUCGAAACAAAUUGUUAAUCAAACUGACGAAUCUAUGGCCCAUCGCAUUUCAUACAUUUAGGUCAUCACAACAAUGAUACUUCGUAAUAAGAUGUCUAAAAUACCUAUUUUAACCAUCUCAUCCCAUGCUGUAAAUAUAUUGGGGUCCAUUUCGUGCACCGUUUUAUACAAAAAAAAUUAAAUGGUCCUUUCUGUCACAGACAAGAAGUGUACCUGUCUUCGAAUUAAAAAAUUAGUAUCAAAAAUUUUAAAUAUCUUGCGUUAAAUGGACGAGAAUUUCAAUAGGCGCUUAACGUUUCGUUUCGUUUUUAUACCAGGUUGUGAUUGCUCCUUCGAUAGUUUUUUUUAACAAUUCCAACAUGUUGAAAUCAACAUACGUAUAUCGAGGGAUCGAUUAUUUUCCCUUCCACCCAAACGCAUCGUCGACCCGUUCUCAUUCAUUAAUCUUAGCUAGUGGUAGAUAUUUAGAUUUAGUUAUUUUCCAAAAAAAAAACUAUUUGAAAAAAUGAAAUGAAAUACAAAAACCGUAAACGCGUAUGGCAAAAACGAAAUAAAUAAAUUACCAAAAAAAACUAAUCGCGGGGUACUAGGUCUCUUCGACAGUAAACUAAUAUUAUCAAUAUUUAUUACGAUUAUUGAUUACCAUUACCGCUAUUAUUUUCUUAACUAGACAGUAGACCACCGAGUAUUUUAAUUUUAAUUUUUAUUUUAACAGGUGCCAUAUUUUGAAUUUACAAAAAGCAAUUGUGUACUUAAUACUAGUCAAAUUGAUCUCACCCUUUUAUUUAUUUAUUUAACUUAUUGUGAGCGAUGCAAUGUAUUGAACUAUUCUAGUCUUUUUUCAAAAUAUUAAUAAAUAAUAAAUAUAUGUUCUAGUCAGUAUAAUUAGGUGGUGGUCUUCUGUUUGGGGAUGUUAAUUUACCAAAAUAACUUUGGUAACAAUCUAGUCUUUUUGUUCCGACAUCUGUGCUGUUAUUAUCAACAAAUGUUGUUACUUAUUUAUUUAUUUAUUCAUUUAUUAUUAUGUACAUAUUAGUAGGGACGCUUUGUAGUUUAU